AUGCCCAGCCCGAUCGCCGCCUGCUUCCGCUGCGCCGCGGCGCCGUCCUCGGGCGCGGGCGCGGCGGGGCCCAGCCUGGCGACCUCCGUCUACGAGACCCACCUCGGCCUCGUCGCGCUCUCCUGGUCCCGCACCUCGCUCGGCCUCUCCCUCCGCGCCGUGCUCCGCCUGUCGCCCCCGCCCACGCCCGGCAACUCCUCCUCGGCGUCCGGAGCGGGCUACCUCGACGACGACGCGGACGAGGAGGAGACCCUCGCCUUCCGCGUCCGCCCGUGGCUCCUCUGGCGCCGGCGCGGGUCCAGGCGGUUCCGCGCCGGCGACCGCCUCGUCGACCUGGCGUGGGACCUCUCGCGCGCGCGCUUCCCGGGCUCCGGGUCCCCCGAGCCCUCCUCGGGCUUCUUCGUCGCCAUCGUCGUCGACGGCGAGAUGGUCCUCGCGGCCGGGGACCUGCCCGAUGCGGCCUACCGGAGGACCCGGGCCCGGCGCCCAUCCGGCCCGCGCCCGGUCCUCCUCUCCCGGCGGGAGCACGUCUCGCUGCGCGACGCGGGCGCCGGCCGAGGCCGCAGCCACACCACCUGGGUGACCGUCCAGGGCAAGGAGCGGGAGAUCUCCAUGGAUCUCGUGGCCCGCGGCCGUGGCAGGGACAGGGCCGCCGCCGCCGGCAGGGAGAAGGAGAAGGACCGGGCUGAUGUCGGCAUGUCGGUCUCCGUCGACGGCGAGCGAGUGCUCCACGUCCGGCGCCUGCGCUGGAAGUUCCGCGGCAGCGAGCGGGUCGACCUCGGGGGCGGCGACGGCGUCCAGGUCUCCUGGGACCUCCACAACUGGCUCUUCCCCCCGCGCGAGCCGCCCCCCGCGGACGCCUCGACGCACGCCCACGCCCACGCCCACGCCCACGCCCACGCCCACGCUGUGCUCGUCUUCCGGUUCGAUCUCGCCAGCGGCGGCGGCGAGGAGCGCGAGGCGGAUUUGGGGAAGGAUCCCUCCCCCGACAAGGCCGCGACUGCGAGGAGGAGCACGGGCGUCUGGGGAGGAGGCUACCUCGCGCGGUGGGGGCAACGGGACUGGAGCGAGACGGGCAUCAACGGCGAGAGGAGGAAGGGCAGGGGGCGGAGGCUGGCCAAGGAGAGCUCGUCGUCGUCGGCGUCCGUGGCAUCCUCGACGGCGUCGUGGGCCAGUGGCUCCACGGUGAUGGACUGGGCCAGCCCCGAGGAGGCCGAGAUGCAGCGCGGCAACGGCUUCUCGCUGCUGAUCUACGCCUGGAAGAUCUAA
Messenger RNA from Miscanthus lutarioriparius, 1269 nucleotides. Lineage: Eukaryota; Viridiplantae; Streptophyta; Magnoliopsida; Poales; Poaceae. The record is from the annotation of a GenBank genome assembly.